AUGAAGCACAACAUAUUCAAAAAGUCAUUGAGAAACAAACUUCUCAACAGAUUGCCAACAAUCGAGUAUUACUCAAGACCUCAAUUGAUGCUGUUAGAUGGCUCACCUUUCAAGCAUGUGCAAUGAGAGGACACAAUGAACGACUUGAUUCACCCAAUCCAGGUAAUUUUAUCCAAUUGGUAAAAUUACUGGCAUCUUAUAAUGAACAUGUGUCUUCACUGGUGCUUGAUAAAGCUGCUUUUAAUGCCUCUUAUACAUCACCUCGGAUCCAAAAGGAGAUAUUGCAUAUUUUUGCAAAGAAAGUUCAGAAUGUUAUUCGAGAAAAUAUUGGUGAUGCCAAAUAUUGUGUUCUUGUUGACGAGGCUAGGGAUGAAUCAAAAAGGGAACAAAUGGCUAUUGUUUUAAGGUUUGUUGAUAAACAUGGUUAUGUGAUGGAACGAUUUUUUGAUAUUGUUCACGUUCCCAAUACAACCUCACUAACUUUAAAAAAAGAAAUUUGUGAUGUUCUUAGAAGGCACAAUCUGAAUGUGGGGGAUAUUCGAGGUCAGGGAUACGAUGGAGCAAGCAACAUGCGUGGAGAAUGGUCCGGAUUACAAGCACUUAUUUCUAAUGAGUGUCCAUAUGCUUAUUAUAUACACUGCUUUGCUCAUAGACUACAAUUGGCCUUAGUUGCAGCUGCCAAAGAGGUUAUUCCUAUUCAUCAUUUCUUUGAAAAGGUGAAUACAAUAACCAAUGUUGUUACCGCUUCUUGUAAACGGCAUGAUCAAUUACAAGCCGCACAAGCUGAAGAAAUUGCACGAUUAAUUCGUAUUGAAGAGUUAGAGACUGGGAGAGGUUUGAAUCAAGUAGGUACUUUAAAGAGGGCAAGCGAAACAAGAUGGAGUUCACAUUUGAGUUCUCUAAGAAGUUUGAAAAUCAUGUAUGUGGCUACUUGUUCAGUUUUGAAGAAUAUAAUUUCUGACGGAACCACAUAUGCUCAACGAGCAGAUGCAGAUGCAGUUUAUGAUGGAAUAACUUCUUUUGAAUUCAUUCUUAUUUUGCACAUUAUGAUAGAUAUUUUGGAAAUCUCAUAUGAUCUUUGUCAAGCUUUACAGUGCAAGUCUCAGGAUAUUGUGAAUGCAAUGCAUCUUGUCUCCACAACAAAGACAUUGAUCCAGAAGUUAAGAGAAGAUGGGUGGGAUCUCUUGUUUGGGAAAGUGAAACUAUUCUGUGAGAAGAUGAGUAUUGAUAUCCCCAAUAUGACUGACCAUUACACUGCAGGUAGAGGCCGAUCAAGGCGCAUAAAGGGUCCGAACACAAUGGCACAUCACUUUCAAUAUGAUAUUUUUAUUGCUACAGUUGAUUCUCAGUUGCAGGAACUGAAUGAGAGGUUUACUGCCAAUAUGAUGGAAUUGCUUGUGCUUUGUUCUGCUUUAGACCCUCGAGAUGAUUACAAAUAUUUUAGCAUUGAAAAUGUCUGUAAGCUCGUUGAGAAAUAUUAUCCAGAUGAUUUCUCCGAACAAGAAAAAUUACAUUUGAGAUUUCAAUUGGAGCACUUUGAGCUUGACAUUCAUCAAUUCCCAGGCCUUAAAAAUUUGUCAACAAUUUCAGAGCUUUGUCAAGAGUUAGUGAAGACAAGAAAGGCAGAGAUAUACCCUCUUGUUGAUAGAUUAGUUCGACUUGUGUUGACUCUUCCGAUUUCUACCGCUAGCGGUGAGCGUGCCUUUUCUGCUAUGAAACUUGUAAAGACAAGGCUUCGAAACAAAAUGGAGGAUGACUUUUUAACAAGUUAUCUGAUCACAUAUAUUGAGAAGGAAAUUGCACAAUCCUUUGAUACAGACACCAUUAUUGAUGAGUUUUGUGAUAUGAAAGAAAGAAGAUUGCAAUUCAAGCUUCCUAAAUAAAGUUUAAUGGCAUGGGUCUUGAAGGUGUUGAACAUCCAGCUUUUCCACUUCCUCUAUUAUGUUCAACCUUGGAUGUUUGAAGGUGCUGCAGAUACUACAAUAUCUAUCCUUAUAUUUUGUGUUUUUGAAGUGUGCUUACAUUGUUAAGGUACACAAUGUUGACUUUAUAUCUAGUAUUGUAUCUAGUAUUACAUUGGUGUGUGAUUUUGUCCAAAUUUGAUGAUCAUAUUAAUGUAUAUAUAAA
This is a messenger RNA of Cuscuta epithymum, 2127 nucleotides long. Lineage: Eukaryota; Viridiplantae; Streptophyta; Magnoliopsida; Solanales; Convolvulaceae. The record is from the annotation of a GenBank genome assembly.